Drosophila ficusphila is the source of this 2917-nucleotide messenger RNA. Its product is annotated as protein toll. The record is from RefSeq and is a predicted model, not a curated record. Gene Ontology annotation, cellular component: membrane. Gene Ontology annotation, molecular function: protein binding; transmembrane signaling receptor activity. NCBI's taxonomy places the organism in Eukaryota, Metazoa, Arthropoda, Insecta, Diptera, Drosophilidae. Gene Ontology annotation, biological process: innate immune response; toll-like receptor signaling pathway. The transcript is spliced from 2 exons. The coding region runs from base 128 to 2512 and encodes 794 amino acids.
UUCACAUAUCCGCGUCGCAAUUUUUCGUUACGUUCCUGGCUCGUCGCGAACCCAAAACCCAAACCCAAUAAAAUUAAAAAUCAUAAAUAAUAAAUGCCAAGAAACGGCAAGGUGAAGUGUCCGCAAAAUGUUGAGUUAUUUACCGGCCGUCUGGCUCCUUUGGGCCAUAUUGGUGCCGAACGCAAUGGGCCAAAUUAUUCCGCUGCCAACUUUUUGUUAUGAUCACAGUCCGGAGUGCACCUGUGCCGCCGAGGCGAACGUAGUGAGGUUCCACUGUCCCGAUGAGUAUGCCAUGCUGCUCGAGGUUUCCGAAUCGGGAACUUCAUUGUACAUGAGUUAUUAUGCCGCGGGUGCAUUGAAUUGGCUGCCGCGUUUCAACAUCAGCGAACUGGUGAAAAUCGAAUUCGAUGCGUAUAGUUUUUGGCCGGAAACGUUUGUCGCCGAACUGCUGGAGACUUUGGGAGUGCAGAAAGUGAAAGCGGUCGUAUUUCGUGAUCGCACCACGGAAACGGUGGUCACGCGGGAUGUUCUCAAUUCCGGCGAUAAUUACCAGGGAAUGUCGCCCGAAAUGAACAUUACCUGCUGGCAUUUCGGAAAGGUACCUGGUCUGCGAAAGUUUAAGUUCUUCAGCAAUGUGGAGGUCCUGCAGGAGUCGAUAUUCCACGGAUUCGAUAGCUUGAAGGAUUUAGUGCUCAACGUGAAUGUGUCAGAGUUGCCGGGAAAUAUGCUCUCCACGGUGAAUGGAACCCUGAAAACGCUGUCAAUCGUGAGUCCCGGAAUGGUUUCCUUCGGAACUCCGCUGCUCCGCGAACUUCAGCAGCUGCGGAACUUGACCCUCGUCCUUACGGAUCCUUUUCGCAUUCGCAACGGUUUCCUGCAGCCACACUUGUUCGGUGCCAUGAAAAACCUGGAGGAAUUGCGAUUGGCCUCGGCCAAUCCGAGAGUGCAUAGGAAAAUGUUCAGGGGAACCCAGAAGUUGGAGCUCAUAAAGAUAAACGGCAACGAGGACCUCACCGAAUUGCCCGCGGAAAUGUUUGUGGAUCAGGUCAACCUGAAAACCCUCGAUCUCUCGUGCAAUGCUAUUGGCACCCUGCACAACGAUACGUUUAAGGGUCUCGCGAACCUAACCCUUCUGGAUCUAUCCAAAAAUAGACUGACUGACUUAUCAAGCACGAUUUUCGCCCCGCUGUCCUCGCUGACUGUUUUGCGUUUGAGCCGAAACUCGCUGACUGCAAUGUCACCAAGUGUAUUCCAGAAUGUAGUCACUCUGAAUUAUAUCGAGAUGGUGAACACCCAAUUUUACGGAGCCACGCUUUUAAUGAAUUACGAGGCGGUGGUCUGCACCAAUGACGAGACCUGUCAAUAUAAAUCGGCUGAUUGGCACUGCGAUCCGCGUUGCAUUUGCUGGGUGCAGCAGGCAAAGAAGAGCUUGAUUUUGGAUUGCCGUGGCACCCAAUUGGGGUCACUCCCGGAAUUACCCUACACCACUCUAGUGACCACAGCAAUUAAGGUGGGCAACAAUAGCCUCACAAGUCUACCGGCAAUCGGCGAACAUAAAGGUUAUGCAAAUGUCAGCUUUCUCUUUUUGGCCAACAACAGCUUGACCACUUUGGGAUCGGGUGACCAGCUCCCGGAGAAUCUUACCCACUUGGAUGUGCGCAGCAAUCAGAUUCAGUCGAUCAGCGAGGAGUUCGUGGAUUUCCUUCAACAGGAAAACAACACGAUGACUUUAACACUUUCGGGAAACCCAAUAUCUUGCGAUUGCUCUGCCUUGCCACUUUUGUUCUUUGUGCGAACCAAUCCCCAAAGGGUUAUGGAUAUCGCGAAUGUCAUUUGCCCCAAGCAGAAUAAGUCCUUCCAGCAGAUGGAGGCUUUCGAGCUGUGUCCUUCGUAUGUCCUGCUCAUCAGCUGUGUGAUCGGUGGCCUGGUGAUUAUUAGCUGCCUGCUCACCGUUUUCUAUCUGAUGUUCCAGCAGGAGCUGAAGAUCUGGCUGUACAAUAAUAACCUCUGCCUGUGGUGGGUUUCCGAGGAGGAACUGGACAAGAAUAAGACCUACGAUGCCUUCAUUUCGUACUCCCACAAAGACGAGGAGUUGAUCAGUAAGCUGAUGCCCAAAUUGGAGGGUGGCCCUCAUCCCUUUCGAAUAUGUUUGCACGAUCGAGAUUGGUUGGUGGGCGAUUGCAUUCCAGAGCAGAUCAUUCGCACAGUGGACGAUUCAAAAAGGGUUAUCAUCAUCCUAUCGCAGCAUUUUAUCGAUUCUGUGUGGGCUCGAAUGGAGUUCAGGAUCGCCUACCAGGCCACUUUGGAGGAUAAACGAAAAAGGAUCAUCAUAAUUCUCUACCGGGAACUCGAGAACAUGAAUGGCAUCGAUAGCGAAUUGAGAGCUUACCUCAAACUGAACACUUACCUCAAAUGGGGAGAUCCACUCUUUUGGAGCAAGUUGUACUACGCGAUGCCGCACAAUCGAAGGGUUCUUAAGGGUCAAAAGAAACAUGCUGGUCCCCUCAUUUGAGCCUAGCUAUUAUAUUUGUAUUUGUAUUUGGAUAUAUUCUCAUGUGUGCUUUACUUCAAAAAUUAAAACGUUAAAGAAGUUUUUUAAACACUAAAGUUUGCCAACAAUAUUGUAUGUCGUUUCAAUAAGUUAAUAAAUUGUACAAAUACAAGCCUCAUGAUAUUUAAACCUAGUGUACAUUAAGUUUCAAUAGUUUAAUAUUUACAUUACUGUAAGCUUAUUUUUAAGUAGGCAAAACUAUAAUUUUCAAAAAAUCGAUAGUAUUUAUGUAAUAUUUACAAAGGCAUAAAAUGCAAUUAUUUAUUAACGAUAGAAAAUAAAUUUAAAUUAAAAAGAACAUUCUUCCGUUAAUGAUAUUAAACAGUUAUUUAUCGACCAAACUGGGCGAUAAAACAUAAAAACCAA